UAAUGCUGAAUCGUGUUUGGAUUUGGAUUUGACUGUAAUAUAUGAUCUAUAGUAUAAUGGAGGAGGACGCGGUGUCGGGUGGUGUGUGAUUCAGUACCGCGGUGAACUCGGAUCGUUAAUCCGGAUAAAUGUUGCUAAAACCGGGCAGAGCUUCUGUCCUCCUCCCGCUCCUCUCACUCCUCACACUCACACUCACAGGGCCGUGCUUGGUUCUGGCCCGGUUGCUGACAGAGCCGGAGCAGAAGUGUGAUCAGAAGCAGUUUAAGUGUCUCAGUGGGACGACGGAGUGUAUUCCUCUGGAGUGGAGGUGUGAUGGGUGGACGGCCUGCGAGGAUAAAAGUGACGAGAUGGACUGUCCACCGAUGAAGGAGGAGCGUUAUCGCUAUGGUAGCGGCUUCGAUCAGGUGGAGGAUGUGAUGGGCGUGGCGCAGCCUGUACGAUUUACCAAGAAGUGCCCAACAGGUUGGCAUCACUAUGAGAAGACGUCGAGCUGUUAUAAGGUUUAUGAAACGGGGGAGAAUUUUUGGCAGGCGGUGGAGACGUGCCAUGGGAUGAACGGCUCUCUCGCCACCUUCAGCACAGACGAGGAACUGCAGUUCAUCCUCAAAAUCGACCAGCGAGCGUGUGAGCGCAAAGACCAGUGCAGUUUCUGGGUGGGGUAUCAGUACGUCAUCACCAAUCAGAGCCGCUCGUUUGAGGGCCAUUGGGAAGUGGCGUAUAAAGGUUCGGUGCAGGUGUUCCUCCCCCCUGAGGGACUGGCGAGGGUGCUGGAACACGGUGUUAAACAGGACAGUGUUUAUUGUGCCCAACUGCAGCGCUUCCAAAAUCGAAACAUGAACGAACACGGCUUACACAGCUGGCACACCGAGAACUGCUUCAAACGCUUCCCCUUCCUCUGCAAGACAAGACAGACGUGUGUAGAUAUUCAGGAUAACGUGGUGAGUGAGGGGUACUACUUCACCCCUAAAGGGGGCGACCCGUGUUUGAGCUGUACCUGCCACGACGGUGAGGCGGAGCGGUGUGUGGCGGCUCUGUGUGAGCGACCGCAGGGCUGCACCGACUUCACCAGGGAUCCUAAAGAGUGCUGCAGAUUCACCUGCAACGACCCCGACGGCAGCAGUUUAUUUGACACCAUGGCGAGUGGGAUGCGUCUGAUUAUCAGCUGUAUCUCGUCCUUCCUGGUUCUGUCUCUGCUGGUCUUCAUGGUUCAUCGUCUCAGACAGAGACGCAGGGAGCGCAUCGAGACCCUGAUCGGGGGAAACUUGCAUCACUUUAAUCUGGGACGGAGGGUUCCAGCGUUCGAUUACGGCUCGGACACGUUCGGGACCGGUCUCACACCUCUGCACCUGUCUGACGAUGGAGAAGGCGGAGCUUUCCACUUCCAGGAGGCGCCGCCCCCUUAUGCAGCAUUCAAAUACCCAGGACUCCGCCCACCUGAUGAGUCACCACCCUCAUAUGAGCCACCACCCUCAUACGAGGCAUCCAUCAACCCCAACGCCACCCUCUACGUGGAGCUGGGGCCGAACGGUCCUCAGGUGGGCGUAGGACGGGAAGGCGGAGCUUUGUGCAGACCCCCCCUCCAGGCCACGCCCCCACCCCCGCCGCUGGAGGAGAGGUCGGAGUCUAUCGACAGCAGCACCAUGCUGGUCACACCGGACACGCCCUCGGACACCGACGACGACGACCAGAGCUCCGCCCCUGACUCCAUGAACUCCGCCUCUCUCAGUACGGUAGUGUGAGGAUGUGGGCGGAGCCUGAACUAAGAGCACAUGGUUUUUCUAACGAACUGUUUAUUAAUGCACAAAGUAUUCUGUGUAAAUAUGGCCGCUCGUUUACUUCCUCUGUACAGACUGCUAACGAGAAGGGGCGGAGCAUCACCUGUCUCUCAGUUCUCAGUGUGAGUGUGUGAUGAUGCUCCUCGUGAUCUGAUCUGAGUUCUGCUGGAACAGCCUGGGGGGGGUCCUGACCUUUCACCUUCACUGUAAACCCUCCCAGUUCUGGACUGGAGUAACACUAACCACUGCAGCUCUAAACCAGGGGCGUGUCUUCUACCAGGGGUUUUGUCCUUUAUCAGAGUUGUAUCCACUAUCAGGGGUGUGUCUUCAACAAUGGGGCGUGUCCUCUACAGGGGCGUGUCCUCUAUAAGAAGUUGUUUCUAUUUUAAAACAGCAUGUAGAUCCAGACAGAGUUUUGAUUGGUUGGAUGUGUAGCAGUAGAUGUUCUCAUUCCACCCAGGCUUCACUCCAGAAAUCAGCGAAUUCUCUCUCCUCUCAGAUCAACACGUCACUCUAGUAACUCUAAACACUGAAUUUUAUUGUGUAUUUAUUUUUAAUAGAUUGUUGAUAGAAUUCAUCAUCCAGUAUGUACUGACCA
Trichomycterus rosablanca is the source of this 2373-nucleotide messenger RNA. RefSeq names its product DiGeorge syndrome critical region gene 2 (gene dgcr2). Gene Ontology annotation, molecular function: protein binding. NCBI's taxonomy places the organism in Eukaryota, Metazoa, Chordata, Actinopteri, Siluriformes, Trichomycteridae. Bases 129 to 1739 code for a protein of 536 amino acids. Gene Ontology annotation, cellular component: membrane. The transcript is spliced from 11 exons. The record is from RefSeq and is a predicted model, not a curated record.